Messenger RNA from Procambarus clarkii (red swamp crayfish), 2611 nucleotides. NCBI's taxonomy places the organism in Eukaryota, Metazoa, Arthropoda, Malacostraca, Decapoda, Cambaridae. The record is from RefSeq and is a predicted model, not a curated record.
CACUGUGUGAGUGUGCGGUGAAGUGCCUUGCAGCUCUCGCUCCACACCUCUCUGAAACAAAACUUCGUGAAAAUAUGUUAUAUGACCCGAGACCCUUGAAAGACGGGGAAGGUGGCCCUCUCACUCGACCUUAAAUCUCUUAUAGGACGAGACCUUAGUUGCAGGAUGAGCACCCGACAACAGCUGUCGUGGAGGGCCCGCCAGAGAGGCCAGCGGCUGAGAGAAGGAAGCCGUCGGGCCGCCGUCACUUGCUGGGGCGAUUUUGUCAACCCGAAACUAGUACCGAUCAAGCUCACCUUCUUCAUCAUUAUGGGCGCGACGCAAUGCGUGGCGCCCUUCACCACGCUGCUGCUAAGGGCAUUGGGGUUGACGCUCCAAGAGACCGGGUUCGUCUUCACCAUUGGUCCAAUUAUUCCGGUUUUCGCCCCGCUGGUCGCCGGAGUUAUAGCUGACAAGAUCGGCAACUUCAGAUGUAUUCUGGUGUUUACUGUGGCGCUUAGUGGCUUCGUGUCCCUAAUCUACCUGGCUGUCCCUCCAGCUCGUACCACACCCAACUACUCCAACACGGUCUCCUUCAGCCUCACCUGCGAUUCGGAAUUCGUUCUCACACCAAACGCACCCAAGAAGGAUAAGAACAAUUGUGACUUCUUCAACAAAACUCUUACUAUUUCUUCGGUGGAAGCCAAAGACUGUGGCUACCUGUGUCCAGAACCAGCAAUUGAAUAUCCUGCAAAUCUGCUUAAAACUAUGAAGAAAGCCAAGCUGCUACUAGCAGUUAACCCUUUGUUGCAUCACAUGUGCAAAAUCCAAAACAGCAAAGACGACGUGCAGCAGACGCAGAAAUGCUUCAGGAAGAACCUCAACAAGACCUUGAGCUAUGAAAAUAUGCCCAAAUCAUUUAUGAUCCACAACCUAAGGUUACAUCUCUCAGAAAUCGACCGCGAUAAACCUAAGAUUCCGGUUGUCAAUUUCACAAUGUCUGCCGAAGAACUCCGUAGCUUCGAGUGCCUCAAAGGCCGUAUUCCCAAGAAAGUUUCCGUUCCGAAGAUCACCAUACAAGAAGACUCUCCAGAUUUUAUAGAGAUCAAAGCCGCGGUCGAUUGUCUUUUCCACUGUCAAGUGACUGUUCCCCAUAACAAAACCUGUGUAGAGCGACCACAUAGUAUAGUACAUAACGUGGCACUGAGUUUUUGGCUUUUUGUCACCGCCAAUGUACUGAGCAAGCUCUUCAUUGGGCUGACGUACACGCUGUUUGAGGUGGCCGUAGUGGCCAUACUUAAGGAGUAUGGCUAUGACUACGGACUGCAAAGGAUCUACGGCUCGAUUGGCGGAAUGGUCUUCGCCCCGCUCACAGGCUUCUUUAUCGACCACUUUGGCAAAGGUGGCCACUAUACUGAUUAUUACGUGAUGUUCAUACUGUACUGUGGCCUGAAGGUACUCUGUGCUUUCCUCUUGAUGAAGGUGGACCUGCGCUUCAAAGUGCCAUCCAGGAGCAUCUGUAAGGACAUAGGCAGCCUCUUCAGGAACCUCGAGGUGAUCAUGCUUUUGGGUGUCGUCUUUAUCUCAGGUAUGUGCUACGGUUUCAUUGAGAACUUCCUGCCGUGGCACCUGCGAGACCUAGGAGCCACGAACUGGUUCAUUGGCCUUCUCACGACCAUCGCUUCAAUCGCAGCACUGCCCUUCCUGGCUUGCUCCGGCGCCAUCUGCAAGAAGUUUGGCAACUUCCAGGCCAUAGCUUUUGGUCUCGUCUGCUACUCCAUCCGUUGUAUUGGUUACUCACUCAUCAAGGACUACUAUUGGUGUGCGCCUUUUGAACUGCUGGAAGGAGUCACUACAGGUCUUCUUGUCACCGCCGCUAUCAUUUACGGGGCCCAGCUGUCUUCCAAGACAAAUCUGGCGACCUUGCAGGGUGUGUUGGCUACCCUCCACUACGGCCUUGGUAAAAGUGCUGGUAGUUUGCUUGGGGGAUACCUCAUGUCAAACCUUAAAGCACCUUUUACUUUCCAAGUAUUUAGUGGCAUCUCUCUGAUAUCUGCCUUCUGUUACUACUUACUUGGGAAGCUGAUCAUCAUGCCAAGACAAGCCAUAGUCUUAAAACGGCGACAAGAAAUCAUGGCCAUGCCUAUUGAGACUAUAUCUCGCAGGGACCACAAGAAGUUGAGCGAUCUUAAAAAUAUAACAAAGGGCAGCGACAAAUUACCUAAGGAUCAACAAAGAGGACGGUCUCCCCUACCUAUUAUAGAAAACGCACAGGUUCACAUGGGAGAAAAUGGAAAUCUGGACGAAACGCAGAUGACAGACUUGCCUGCUGACGAUACCAUGAUAUCCUUAGACGAGACUUUUGUGGAGAAUGAUGCAGAGAAGAAGGAACAAAAUUAAGUCUAAUGUUAUCCAACGUGUUCUAUAACAUUUAUCUUAAUACAUUUUCUCAUUAUAGUAUUAUGGAUGUGUGUCUGAGUGUCAUAAUUUUUAAGAAUAGCCGGAGCUGCUAAAAUAUUAUAUUUUAUGAAAAUUAAGGUAUAUUUACCUGGGGCCAGAUUCAACAAGCAGUUACGCAACUACUUACGAACGUGUAUAUCUUUCCUCAAUCUUUAACGGCUUUGGUUACAUU